GGAUCCAACUACUGAAAUAUUGUUAAUACAGGAUUCAUAUUUCGACCGCCGCGCCUCCGACUGAAAACCUGCCAAAACCCAAAUCAAUAAACCUGAGCAGUUACAUAUGUGGUGAUGAACAUGAACAUUCAAUUAUGCAUCAAUUUCUGCAUUCCCAAAUCUUCCGUGCAAUCCGCCCCCAACAUUUAACUGCCAAAUCAAACUUCUCCUCAUUUUCCGACCAUGCUCUCGACGAUUCCAUCUCGAAUAAAGUGCUCGCCCUCAUCAACUCUCAACGCCCCAUCGAACCCGCUCUCGCCGUGCUAUCUCCGUCGCUCAAUCGCCAAGUCGUCAUUUCAGUCCUCCAAUCUCAGGCCCGAUUGAACAAGGAACCACUGAUCAGCUUCCGAUUUUUCAUCUGGGCUUCCGAUACGGCGCACCUGCGAAGUAGCUUCUCCAAUAAACUGAUGUUUGACAUGCUUUUGAGCAGCGGGAAUGUGAAUUCGUUGGAUUCGUGCUGGGGCCUUCUUGAUGAGUUGAGGAAUGAGAAGAUGAGCGUUUCCGCAGAUGCGUUUGCGGUCUUGAUUUUGGUUUAUUGGAGACUGAAAAACGCGGAGAAAGCGGUGGAUGCAUUCGGUAAGAUGAAGGAUUAUGAUUGUAAGCCGAAUUUAUUUGCUUGCAAUGUUAUUCUUCAUGUUUUGGUUAAGGAAAAUGCGAUAUUAUUAGCACUCGCUGUUUAUAACAUGAUGAUUAAGUUGAAUAUUGAUAUGGGAUGCGAUACGUUCAACGUUUUGAUUGAUGGGCUGUGCAAGAAUGGGAUGACUGAGGCUGCCCUCAAUCUGUUUGAAGAAAUGACUGACAGAGGGAUUCUGCCAAAUAGGAUAACAUACACAGUGGUAAUAUCAGGGUUGUGCAAAACAAAGCGGACUAGUGAUGCAUAUAAUCUGUUUAACGAGAUGGUGAGUAGUGGAUGUGAACCUGAUUCUGCUACAUGCAACACUUUGAUUGAUGGUUUCUGCAAGCAAGGCCUGAUCGAUGAGGCCUGCGUGCUCUUGAAAUCAUUUCAUGACGACAAGUAUGAUGUUGGGAUAAAGGGGUUUAGCUGUCUGAUUGAUGGGUUGGUGAAAGCCAACAGGUUUAGUGAGGCAGAGGUGUUGUUUCAGAAAGUUAUUCAGGUAGGGUUAGACCCCGACAUUGUCUUGUACACUAUCAUGAUGCGUGGAUUGAGUGAUGCUGGAAGGAUGAAUGAUGCAGUUAGUAUGUUGAGGGAUAUGCUACGGAGAGGCAUAGUUCCCGACACUCAAUGUUAUAAUGUGUUGAUCAAAGGGUUCUGCGAUUUAGGGUUGUUAGAUGAUGCUGAAUCUCUCAAGCUAGAGAUUUCUCGGAACAAUCAGAUCCCUAACAUGUACACUUUCACGAUUCUUAUCCGAGCUUUCUGCAGAAACGGUCUGCUGGUAGAGGCUCAGCAGAUUUUUAAUAGCAUGGAGAAGCUAGGAUGUUCUCCUUCUGUUGUGACGUUCAAUGCCCUGAUUGAUGGGUUGUGCAAGGCAGGGAAGCUCGAGGAAGCACAGCUAAUGCUGUAUAAAAUGGAAGUUGGGAGGAGCCCAUCAUUGUUUCUUCGCCUUUCUCAAGGUGCUGAUCGCAUCCUUGAUACUGCAAGCCUACAGAAGAAAGUUGAAGAUAUGAUGGAGUCUGGCUCGGUUUUGAAUGCUUACAAGCUUCUGAAGAAGCUUGCUGCCAGCGGGGUCGUCCCAAAUGUGGAGACGUACAACACUUUGAUCUAUGGCAUGUGCAGCGCGGGGCACAUCAAUAUUGCUCUUAAGCUCUUGGAGGAACUCCAGCUCAAGGGCUUGUCACCGGAUUCUGUGACAUAUGCAACACUCAUAUAUGCGCUCCUAAAGGUUGAUAGAGAUGGUGAUGCGUAUAAGCUCUUUGAACAGAUGAAUGCAAAUGGAUGCAAACCUAGCUCGUCCGUGUAUAAAACAUUCAUGAGUUGGUCUAGCAGGAAGAAGCAGAUGUCUGUCACCAUUAGUUUCUGGUUAAAGUACUUGAAGAGCCGAGCUGGUGUGAAGGCCGAAGUAUUACAAUCAGUUAAAGAAUGUUUCGAGAAGGAUGAAUUUGAGCAAGCUGUGAGAAGCUUACUUGAGAUGGACAUCAAGUUGGCAGAUUUUGAUUCAACAUUAUAUGACAUAUGGCUGACCGGACUUUGCCUAGCUAAACAAGUAGAGGAGGCUCAGAAGGCGUUUGAUGCUCUUGAGGAGUUCAACGUGCCCGUUUCUCCCCCUUCGUGUGUGCUGGUGAUUCGCGCUCUAUGCUUCAAAAGAGAACUCAAUAAAGCGGUCGAUGUCUUUCUCUACACCCUGCAGAAAGGCUACAGACUUAGACCACAGCUCUGUAACAGUUUAGUCGUGUCGCUUCUCAAAUCUAAGGAUAAAGUGAUAGUUGCUUUGGAGCUUCUUGACAGAAUGAAAUCUGCUGGUUAUGAUCUGAACUCUCAUCUUUAUCCAAGAACAAAAUCUCUUUUGCCCCACAUUUAUAGUUUGCUGAAAGUGGACAACGCAGCAGCUUCAUAGUUUUAUUGUACAAUUUGAAUCAUUCUGAUAGAUUUGGUGUUAGUUUCUUCUCUUAGCUUUACAAUUUUUGGGUAAUGGAGGCUGACAGAUGUUUUGAAUGCUGAGAAAAUGAUAGGAGUGAUUGGCAAUUCCACAUCUCAUUUUUGUAGCUCUGUAUCUAAUAUUCCCUCAUUGUGUUGUAUGAAAUAAGGACACAGGUUUUUUUUUGACA
Molecule: messenger RNA, 2763 nt
Organism: Salvia hispanica
Lineage: Eukaryota; Viridiplantae; Streptophyta; Magnoliopsida; Lamiales; Lamiaceae
Product: pentatricopeptide repeat-containing protein At1g79540-like
Molecular function (GO): protein binding
Source: RefSeq, a predicted model, not a curated record